UUAUACAAACCAUUCAAAGAAAACACGAAGAAACCAUGCUACGUCAUCCGAACUGGACACGUUGCACCCUCGACAGAAUCCCCUAGUACUUCUAUCACACAAGCCGCUCCGGACCAGGACUAAAAGACCUUCUAAUUUGUCGACUAUGCAGAAGCUACUCGCCACCUUUAUAGUAGUUUCAGCGUUGACAGGGAUGCAUGGAAACAAUCCUGAAGAAUGUGACAUCAGCACUUGGUAUUCCAGAGUGUCAUCAGAGGGCCUGUUUGACAGGCCAAUGAGUAUCAAACAAAGAAAAACACACGACACAAUUAAGAAUAUUUUAGCCCAAGGAAGACGUAGGCUUGUUCAAUGCCACAUCUUGCAGGCAUUUGAGAACGAUUUGAAAAGAGUCGGAAAUGAGCAUCACGUGGAGACCGAAAUAAGGAAUAAUGCUCAAAAUGGAGGUCGUCCAGCAAAAUUGCCAAAAGAGAAAAUGGAAAGUGUUGGACUUACAGCAACCCAGUCAAAGAAAGAGGUGGUAAGGGAAGGGCACACAACGAUCAUAUCAAAAGAAAAACUGGAUCAUGAACCAACAUCGACAAAUUCAAACAAAGAGAAGGAAAACAAAGAAAGCCCAACGAUAGAGUCACAUAAGAUAGACAAAGAUUUAAAGCAGUCAGUGACAAUAGAAAAUAAAGAAAAAUUACGAGAAAAAGAGAAGGAAAACGAUCAAUCCAUUGUACAGGAAGAUGGUGAUUCAAACGUUGAUGGCACUAAACAAAUACAAUCCCCAAUGCACAAUAAUGAGUUAGAUAUGAACAACAAUUCCGGGUCUACCACAAAAGACGAAGAAAUUACACUGGCAAAUAACAGCGAGGAAGACGAAACAGAAAUCGACGACGACGAAGAAGAGGAAAGAAAUGGCGGGGAUCUAGAAAACGACGACAGACAAAGGGAUGACGACGAAGACAACGAGAAAUAUAACGAAGAAAUCAACACAGCUCCAAAUAGCUAUUCAUCCUCUUCAGAAUUUGGUAGUCGGGGUAAAACUGAUAAGCCUGCUAAUAGAAACAACGAGACACAGAAUGACACACUUCCAAACGAAAGAAUUUGCAAAAGAUUCACUUGGAGCUUACAGCGUCAUCUGGUUUUAAAAACCUCGCCAAUGGAGGAAGGAUAUACUCAAAACCAACGGUUAAUCGGACACAGUUGCCAGGCGUUCUACGUCAUCUCGCCUACGUACUGCGGAUUACGAAAGAGAGAUUUAUUAGAAAAUGAUUUGAGGCAAAAUGUGACAAUUGUAAAACCAAAUCAGAACGGCCUCACAAGGAAUGAAGACAAAGUAUCAACAGAGUUCAUAACAAAAGUAUCGACAGAAAAAUUCAACGUUAUACCUAAUGUUCAGAUGGAACAAACGGAAAAGAAAGAAUGGAAAGGAAACGAUGUAGCAUCUGUAGAUGACAGAAAUGCAAAUGCAAAAUAUACUACAUUUAAAAGGACCGUCCUCGAUGACAAUUUGUCAAAUAGUCAAAAAGAUACAAUAAAAUCUAUAGAAAAUCUUAAAUUAGAAGAGACAUCAAAUAUAGAAGAACUUAAACUUUUAGUUUCAUCAAAAACAGAGGAAUACACAAAGAAGAUACACUCUCUGGAGCUUAAUCUGAUUAAACUAGAAAAUCAAAUGUUGAUGGAGAAACUUAACAAAGAAAACCACUCAAGCACUAUAGCAAGGUUAGAAAAUGGCAUACUUCGGUUAGAAAAUGAACUUUUAAGAAUGAGGCAAAACUUUCAUCACAUGAAAAUUGAUAAUGAUGAACUGAAGAAAACGCAACGCAAAUACCUUGAACUUGGCCACAUUUCUGAAAACCAUUCUUUACAAAGACAAAACAACCGCGAUGAAAUGUUGUUAGAACAACAAAAAACGAUAAGCAUGCUUUCAGAAAAACUACAGAAUCAGUCCGACAUUAUAUUGCGUCUAAAGAAUAGAUCAGAACACAUUGAUGAUCAAAAUAGGAUACUACACUCUUUGAUCAUAAAUCAAACUACUUUGGUUUCACAGAUCAUGGCCAAAGUACAAACAUUAACAGAGCAGUCUCUUCAACAUCAGCAAGAAGCAAAUGAGAUGAAAGAGCAACUUAAAUAUGGACUAGCAAAUGUAGAAGCAAUGAAAAAUGAUCAAGGUAGACAACAGGAAAAAGAAUCGACCAUAGAUUCAAACCAACUCACUGUAGAAGACCUGUCACAACAUCUGCUUCAACAGUUAGACGACUUAGUGUCAGAUAAGAAAUUAGAAGGUGCAGAAAAUGUUCAUGCUAUAUCUACUUCCGAAGAAGGUGUGGAAGACGAAGUGGAUGAACAAUUGAAACAAUAUUUACAUUUUGCAUCCGUUUCUCACUUAUUAAAACCAGGCCAUUGGUGCGAUUCUCGUGUGCAUUGUUACAACGGAAUCAUCACUUUGUCCGAUUGUAUUCCAUACUCUUUUGUGAUUUAUUCUAUAUGUGAGGUUCAGAGUGAAAGACAUGGCAAUGAAAAAGAUGAUCAGGACAAUAUACAUAUAUUAGAACAUAAGAAACAAACAACAGAUAAAGACACUAUACAUAUGUUAAGAAAUAGUGAACAAACCACAGAAAAACAAACGUCAAAAGAAAUAAACGAAUCAGGUUCCUCCCAAAACCUUUUACCACCUAACCCUGAUGACGGCUCACACUUUAGACAUGAAAAGUUUGCGAAUGCUAUGAAUUCUGAUGAAGUGAACAUAGAAAUGAAAUCCAAUGAUACUGAACAAAUCGCUGAAGUAAAAACAAAGGACCAACAUGUUAACAACUUGAUGAUCAAAACAAAAGAAAUUGUCGAGGAAAACACUGUUCAAAAUGUAAAAGAUAUAAACAUAGCUAUUAAAGAGGAAAUGGACUUAAGUAUAGAAAAUAACACAAAAAUUGGAAAUGUAAAAGCCAAACAUAUAAAAAGUUCUUUCAAACAAGAGUCAAUGAUAAAAUCAGAUGGAAAUGAAAGUGGAAGUAUCGAUUAUAAAAAUGAAAAAGAGAACGAUAUAAUUGGGAUUGAAGAAAAGCACCAAACAUUAAAAUCAGAGAAAAGUAGCCUAAAGAGCGAUGAUAAAAAAGAAAUAGAUAUGAAACCAAAAUUAGGUAGAACAAACUCUGCUCCUCGUAAACCUGUAAGAUAUGCUUCAAAUGGACAGAGCGACCCAAAAGACUGUUACGACUAUUUCCUGAAAGGAAACUCAAGAAAUGGGGUAUAUAAGGUUCGUCCAUAUGGUACUAACCGACUUGUACAAGUUUACUGCGAUAUGAAGAAUGGAGGAUGGACAUUGAUUCAGAAACGACAAGAUGGAACUACGAAUUUCUUUCGUGAUUGGGAGGAUUACAAAGAGGGCUUUGGAGGCGUCUAUGGAGAGCACUGGCUUGGGAACAGCUUGAUUCAUAGACUUACAAAUCAAGAUCAUUACAUUCUCAGAAUUGAAAUGAUGGACUGGGAUAAAAAUAAACGGUUUGCUGAAUAUACAAAAUUUAUUGUGGACCAUGAAGAUGAAGGAUAUAAAUUACAUGUUGGUGGAUAUAAGGGAGAUGCUGGUGACGGCAUGAUUAAGCAUAACAAUCAGAAGUUCUCUACUAGAGACGUUGACAAUGACCAAGUUGUUAAGGAAUUCGGAGGAAGUUGCGCGAAGAGAUUUCACGCAGCUUGGUGGUAUUAUAAGUGUUAUCAAAGCAACUUGAACGGAAAAUACUACAGAAAUGGAAAAGUUGACGAUAAAAAAUUUGAUGGUGUUGCUUGGAAGCCAUGGACAGGAGCCAAUUACUCCCUAAAGGAAGUUGAAAUGAAAAUUAGACCAAUAUCUAAUGAAAAUUAGAAUAAAAUGAUUCAUUAUUUUGUUUUGAUACAUUUUCAAGUAAUUCACCCCAUCAGUAUUGACUCUAUUUUUUUAAAACGAAAACAACUCGUUUGACACAUCCGAAAGCAAAUGACAAUGUGAAAAUAUACCGUAUAUGAAUUAAGUGAUUGGUGUCAUGAACAUGUACUAAGUUGAACUGAAACAAUAGCAGAUUUAUACAAAUUGCGCCAAAUUGUUACUGUUUUUUUUAAAAUAUAAUAAUGAAAUAAUUGCUUAAAUCGAUAACAGCAAUUUAUUUAAUAUCAACACGAGAAUAACUGGUUUUAAACAAGGGUAUUCUAGAUUAUAUCGACACAUGUAAUUGCUUUUUAUUUAUGAGUUCUAUACUAUUACGCAUGCGUAUUUACCGUAAACAAAACACAUGCAGGGCUAGCGAAGAUUUUCUUGGACACGUGUGUUGAUAAAAUAUGUCUUUUCUACUUCUCCCAGGUAAUAAUUGUUCAAUGUUUAAAAACCACAAUUAUUAUUUUGUAAGCAUGUAUUUUUCGUGUUUAUCGUAAGAGUUGCUAGAACCUAAAUUCAUUUUUGUAAAUGACGUCCCUUGAGGGGUUAUUUGACAUACCGGUAUUUAUGUCCGUUCAUUUUAAAAUGAACCGAAAUUGGUAAAACAUUUAUAAAUUAUCGAGUAAGGGAGGGUGUGUUCCGUUUAGAGAUUCAUGAUGACCGUAGUCGGACGAAAAUUUUGUAGUUUUCAGCACGUGUCAAUUACUGUCAAUCAAAGUCCACGUGGUACAAAUAAACGAUAUAAGAUUAUUCCGGUUUGUACGACCCUUAAAUUUGCGGAAGCUCAUAAUUACGUUUCUCAAGUAUGUAAAAGGGAUUUUUAUGUAUUUCAACUAUUACAAUCACCUUUAUUUCUUAUUUCUUAACGAUAAAAUAGGUAAAUCUGAAGUUAUUCACACAUGUGUUUUCAGCUGUACUGUCUCUUUAACCUUUAGUCUUAGUAAAUGUAUAUCUUUUUAAUAUUUCAUUUAUAGGGAUAGUCAAUACAAUGUCAGGGCCCUUGCUCGUGCUAUAUACCAUGACGAAGUCUUUUACGAAUUAUAGAUUGAUAUGCAAGUCUAAGCAAUACGGUGUUCUUUUUGAUGUUUUAAACCAAUAAUUGUGCCAGUAUUUGUACUUUUUUUUAAAGAUUUUUUUAUUUCUACAUACACGAAGAAAAAAAAUUGAAGUGAAUGUGGAUAACUUAAGAAAAUCAUUGAUGACUGCUUAACAAUGUCAUUAAAUACUUCACAGUAAUAACCGUUAGAUACUAAACAUUUUAAACAAUUGUGCAAAAUAUUUAAAGAAAUGUAAUAAUAUUGGGGAUGAAUACCAAAAUAAACACCUAUCUUGCCCCUUGAGAAAAUCGUUACAAAUCUUUACAAGGGGCUGUUGUAUUUUAUAAUAUUAUUGAAUUAUUGUGUAGUGUACCAUAGCUUGGCGUGUUUUCUAUUGUUAAAAGUGUGGGUUAUCUGUACAUACCCCACGUUUUUGUUUUAAAACUACGUCCACUAUCUUAGGUAAAAAAAUAAAUAAAUGUUCUUACACGUCCAUAAUACUGUUCAUAAUAAGAGAUUCCUCCCGGUCAAAAUUUCCAAAAACUCAACAUAGAUGACUGACUCAAACUAAGUUCGUCGAAUAAAUCUCAUUUGGAGCUCGAGACAAAACAAUAUCGGUAUUGGCCUUGUCAGAAUGACUCUAUUUUGAUAUUCUUCUCCAUGUAUGCGAACAAGUGAAUAAACGCGUGCAAGAUGAAAUAGGGGUAUAAUGUAGAAAGGUUUUUAAAGAAAGUCAAUCACGUGAUAGGAAAGCACGCGUUUGAAUAGUAAACUUUUUUGUGGACAUAAUGAAUGGCGGUGCCCAGUCGGAUUAAGUACAUUUAUCAUUCACGGUUUCACGACAUUAUU
Magallana angulata is the source of this 5775-nucleotide messenger RNA. RefSeq names its product protein PFC0760c-like. The coding region runs from base 146 to 3844 and encodes 1232 amino acids. Lineage: Eukaryota; Metazoa; Mollusca; Bivalvia; Ostreida; Ostreidae. The record is from RefSeq and is a predicted model, not a curated record. The transcript is spliced from 4 exons.